Molecule: messenger RNA, 2121 nt
Organism: Aspergillus viridinutans
Lineage: Eukaryota; Fungi; Ascomycota; Eurotiomycetes; Eurotiales; Aspergillaceae
Product: transmembrane 9 family protein
Exons: 5
Coding region: 1-2121 (706 amino acids)
Biological process (GO): protein localization to membrane; vacuolar transport
Cellular component (GO): Golgi apparatus; membrane
Source: RefSeq, a predicted model, not a curated record
AUGAUGAAACUUCGAUCGGUGUUAUGUCCUCGCCUAUGGACAAUAUGGCUGUUAUUCGUCUGCCACGCUUGCGCGUUCUACAUACCAGGUUACUCUGUCACGCGCUAUAACGACGACGAACCCAUUCCCCUCCUCGUCAACAAGAUCUUCUCGGACCACACGCAGCUACAGUAUGCCUACUUUGAUCUUCCGUUCGUGUGUCCGCCAAGUGGGAAGAGUCACGGUGGCUCGCCGUUCGGCUCAGGAAAGAGUGUCUCGCUCAACCUGGGAGAGAUCCUCCGCGGCGAUCGCAUCAUGACCUCGGAUUUUGAGCUUCAUAUGGGGAGGAAUGUGGAAUGCCAGAAACUCUGUACGGUGGAGGUGGGACGGAAGGACGUAAAAUUGGGCCGGCAACUGAUCAGGGAAGGAUAUGUGGCUGAAUGGAUUGCGGACAAUUUGCCUGGAGCAACGAGUUUCGUCACGGUUGACCGUAGCCGCAAAUACUAUGCCACCGGAUUCAAGAUUGGGGACCUGGACUUUUCACCCGGCACCGGCAAGCCACGUUAUUUCAUCAACAAUCAUUUCAAUAUAGUCAUCCGCUGGCGGAGUGCUCCGGAAGGAGGAAAGGUGGUGGUCGGUUUUGAGAUCUAUCCGAAGAGCAUCACAGCCAGCAAUUAUGAGGAAGACGGAUGUCCUAAACAAGUGCAUGGCAAACAUGAGGGUCUGGAACUAUACAUUGCUCCGAAUCUGUCGAGGCUGAAGGAGUUGUAUCCUGAAUCCUCGUAUCUUCCCAAGGAGGAUGAUGAGAUAGACGAUGGUGCCACGCUGAAGAUCCCAUACAGUUACUCGGUCUACUUUAAAGAAGAGCCUGGUAUCGAGUGGUCGAAUCGCUGGGACCUUUACUUCAAUAAUCAAGGCGAAAGUUCGGUGACACAUUGGCUGGCAGUUCUGAACUCUUUGAUCAUAUCGGGUGUGCUCGGUGUGGCGGUCUAUGUGAUCUGGGGAAGGACGGUGCAAGGAGAUAUCAAGGGACUCGGAGACGGCGCUAUGGAGGAUGGUAAGAUCAAAUUACGCUCCAAGUCAGUCGAGAAGAACGGAGAAGGCCUCCUGGAUCAAGGCACGGAUGUUGAGCGGGAUGCCGACGGAUCGUCUGAUGACGAAGCUCUGGAAGAUGUGAGCGGGUGGAAGCUUCUCCAUGGAGACGUUUUCCGGGUGCCCGAGUAUAGCGGUCUGCUAGCGCCAUUGGUGGGCUCAGGCAUGCAGUUCUUCUUCAUGUUUUCCGGGCUGUUGAUCCUCAGUUGCUUGGGUGUCUUAAAUCCCAGUUUCCGAGGUGGAUUUGUCAGUGUGGGCAUGGGGUUGUUCGUCUUUGCAGGCCUUCUCUCCGGAUAUUUCUCUGGGAGAUUGUACAAGACUUUUGGAGGUGUCCAUUGGCGAAAGAAUACCCUCAUCACAGCUCUUUUCUUCCCCGGAUUGAUCUUUUGCCUCAUCUUCAUCCUGAAUCUUUUUGUCUGGGCACAAGCGUCGAGUACGGCCAUUCCUUUCGGGACAUUGGUCGGUCUGCUUGCGUUAUGGCUUCUCAUUCAAGUUCCCCUGGUAUACCUUGGCAGCUGGUACGGCUUCGUGCGAGCGAAACCGUGGGAACACCCGACCAAGACGAACUCGAUCGCGCGUCAGAUUCCGCCUCAACCGUGGUACUUGCAUAGCAUUCAGGGAGCUGCCCUCACUGGGUUACCUCCAUUUGCUGUUCUGUUCAUUGAACUACUCUUUGUGUUCAAGAAUUUGUGGCAGGACAAGAGUGGCUAUUACUAUGUUUUCGGCUUCCUGAGCGCUGUAUCGACGAUUGUCAUUAUCACAGUGAGCGAAGUGACCAUCAUCGCAACGCACAGCCAGCUCUGUGCUGAGAAUUAUCACUGGUGGUGGCAGAGCUUCCUGACUGGUGGAAGCAGCGCCUUCUGGGUAUUUGCCUACUGCAUUUGGUACUACUUCUUCCACCUCCACAUCACAGGCUUCGUAUCGAGUCUGCUCUUCUUCAGCUACAGCUUCCUGGCUUGUGCGGUGUACGGCUUGCUGACAGGGACCGUUGGAUUCCUGACGGCAUAUACCUUCAUCCGGCGUAUCUACAGUUCGAUCAAGAUCGAUUGA